UGUGGGACCUGGCAGUUCCGUGCUCCCGAUUCCGGGGCGGAGGACACUGGCUUCUGUAGGCGAGCCUGAAAAUUCACGGUAGCCACAGGUGCCACGUGGGGUGUCCUAGGAAAGUCACCUGUCAGCAGCGGAGUGGCGGGAACCGCAGCCCGGCGGCGCUGGAACCUCCCAGGUCAGAGGAGCUGCGGGGCUGGGAACUGCGAGAACCGAGCAGGGUUGUGCUCGCUGAGGCUGCUCUUAAAGGACGCCACUCUCACACUUCUGUCGUGGGAAUCUUAACCAUUGUCUGGAAGUUUGGGAUCCUAUGAACUAGGACUCAUCCUGAUUUUUUUUUUUGAUUUAUGUUAUUGUUGUGAGAAUAUUUUCAUAAAAUAACCUGGUAGAGCGUUUGCAUUGUAUGCUGUCUACCAAACAGGGUUCUCUUUGCUAUCAUUGCAGCCGUUACAAAGCUCUUGAAAUUUAAAUUCAUGCGUGCAUUCCCUAGGACUAGGCACCCAGAGAGCUUUGUAGGUUUUAGUCACAUGAGGAACCAGUGCAGGUUUGGUUGAAUCAGAAAAUACACUGUGACAGGAUCAAGACAGAGCAGAGGUUCUUCCAUCUUGUAUUCUUGCUGAAGCUGUUUCCAGGGUUAACUCGAAUUUGAUUUCCUUGAUGAAGAAUCCCAUGGAAAACUACCCAGCUCUAUCCGAGGAACCAAAGGUCAGGAUGUCCUACCUAACCUUUCUGAUUUAGCCUUUGUUAAAACUGUGGAGAACCUUCUCCAGAUGACCUUUCACCCCAGCUCUUUAGGGAGGGUAACGUCCUAUCUGAGCUCCUGUUAAAAAACUGCUUGCUUCAAACUGCGGAUACUGCAGAAGUUCCCCUGUAACUGCCAAGCAAGACACCUACACCUAGGCCUCUGCCCUUAAAAAUCCCAUGUUCUGGAUGCAUGGAGCCUCGCCUAGGACCCUGAACACUUGGGUAUGGUCUCAGAUGACUGGAAUAAAUGGAGUCUGUUUUGGGUUGGCUACAAACUGUUCGAGUGCUAAUCUCUGGUGGGCUACUCAUAACAAUACUUUAUCAAGUUCUGCAACAAUGAUUGUGAACACUAACUUUUACAACGCAAACUUUAACCCCUACUAAUUUAACAUCUGAAAGGUAUGCACUCUCUGGUGCACAUGCAGCAUCCACAAAUGUAUCCUCAUAUGCUUAGAUAUUAAUGUUAUAAGCCCUCUAUGGAUGUUGUGGGUUAAUAUCAGCCCACACUAUUUUAUAGUUAGAACACUCAAUACAGGUGAAAACAAAGGUAGAAAGCAUUUUUUUGAAUAUUUAUGCUCACUCACUUAGAUCAGAAAAAUGGCCCCAUAGUUCAAGGAAAGCACUCUGUCCAUGCAGAUGUGACUAAAUAGUUAUUUUUUAUUUCACAGUUUGUUGACAUGCUGUGCUGUGACUGUGGGCUUCUUUCUUGCAGGAGGAGUGGGAAUGCCUAGACCCUGCUCACAAGGCUCUAUACAGAGAUCUCCUGUUGAAGAAACACAAGAGUCUGGUUUCUGUGGGUGAAAAAAAAAAUUUUUUUUUUCAGUCUCCUUUCUCCUGCUCAGGGUUCCUGGGAAAACUACUCUGCAUGUAUGGAAGCUGUGUGUGAAAGAGUCUCGCCUCUCAGAGAGUAAAGUGAAAUCCUCAGAGAAAGACAUUUUACCUGGUAUUCUCGCUCCUUUUGCAGGUGUCAGCAUCUUUCAUGUUUGUUCCAUGGAAAGUUCCAGGUGCUUUUUGAAGAACGGCUUUCCCUUAUGCAGGUCUUCCACUGCUCAACCAGUCCUGCUCACCUGUCAGUUAGAACCACGAGCCCUGGCUGGUGUAGAGAGAGGAGACGGUGGCAAAGGCUCCAGGUGUGCAGGAGUCACUGAGGAGGAGGUGAAGGGGAGGGACUCGAGCGACAGCAGAAGAAGAACUGGAAGUUGGCUUUGCCACAUUCUGUUUCAUUCAGUCUGAUUCUAGAUCAUUCCACUGAGGAUAACCUCGGGAUCAUCCUAUUGUAGCUUGUUACUUUUGACACCUUGAUGUGAAUUAUCAAGAAGAGUGCCAGUCUUUGUUCCUGAGACUGAGAAGAGCAACCGAAAGAAUGGAUGGUUCUCCUGUAAAUCCACCACAGAGUUUGUUGACAUUCAGCAAUGUGUCUGUGGACUUUUCCCAGGAGGAGUGGGAAUGUCUAGACUCUUCUCAAAGGGCUCUUUACAUGGACGUAAUGUGGGAGAAUUACAGCAAUCUAGUUUUUAUAGAGAACCAUUGCGUAUGUGGUAAAUACGAGAAAGCCUUGGAUCAAGGUUCAAAGCAUAUUGUGCAUCAACAUGUGAAUACCCAAGAGAACUCUUACAAUUGUUAUAAGCUUGGCAAAAUGAUUCAUAAAUCCUUCCAAGUUGUGCCUGAUAACACAAGUGAUGCUACAGAAAACUGCAAGGAGUACAGGAGUGGUAACCAGAGUGAUGCCUCUAAUAAAUCAUCAGACCCUAAGGGAUAUAAAAGUGGGAUCACCGCAGAAGAACAAUAUAAAUAUAAAAAUUAUGGGGAGUGUUUAAAUUUGUGUCCUAUCAUUAGCCAAUAUCAACGAAUCCAGACUGGAAAGAAAGAACACAAAAAUACAGAGUAUGAUGAAGUUUUUAACUCUAAACAUAAAUUAAAGGUGAAACAAAUCCAUAGGGGAGAAAAACCAUACCAAUGCAGGAAAUGUGGGAAAUGUUUCAGGACCUAUUUGAGCCUCCGUAGACAUCAGAGACCUCAUCCUGGAGAGAAACACUACAAGUUUACAGAAUGUAGCAAGUCCUUUCUCUAUUUGUCACACCACAAAGUACAUUACAAAAUCCAUUAUGGAGAGAAAUCCUACAAAUGUACAGAAUGUGGUAAGUGCUUUUAUCAUUCAUUGGGACGUCAUACUGGAGAGGAGACUUACAAAUGUAAUGAUUGUAGAAAACCCUUCAUCUGCUACUUAGGUCUUAAAAAACAUCAGAAUAUUCAUGGAGGAGAGAGGCCUUAUGAAUGUAAACAAUGUAGUAAGUCCUUCUAUACAUUGUCACACCUUGAAUACCAUUACAGAACCCACAGUGGAAAGAAACUUUACAGAUGUAAUGAAUGUGGUAAAUCCCUUUCCACCUCCUCAGGUCUUCAAAGACAUCAAAGAAUUCAUACAGGAGAGAAAUCUUAUAUAUGUGGUGAAUGUGACAAAUGCUUUAUCCAGAAAUCCCAGCUUAAAACACAUCAAAAAACUCACACAGGAGAAAAAACUUACAAAUGUAGUGAAUGUGGGAAAUCCUUUACUGUUGGCUCAUCUCUUAGAAUACAUCAAAGAAUUCACACGGGAGAGAAACCUUACAAAUGCAGUGAAUGUCACAAAUGCUUUAUCCAGCAAGCUCACCUUAGAAGACAUCAGAAGACUCAUACAGGUGAGAAACCUUACAAAUGUAGUGAAUGUGAGAAAUCCUUUACCGUUGGCUCAGAUCUUAGAAUGCAUCAGAAAAUUCAUACUGGAGAGAAACCAUACAAAUGUAGUGACUGUGACAAAUGCUUUAUCCAGAAAGCCAAGCUUAAAAAACAUCAGAGAAUUCAUACAGGAGAGAAGCCUUACAAAUGCGCUGAAUGUGAGAAAUGCUUUACUGUUGGCUCAGAUCUUCGAACACAUCAGAAAAUUCAUACUGGAGAGAAGCCUUACAAAUGCAGUGACUGUGACAAAUGCUUUAUCCGAAAAGCCAACCUUAGAAGACACCAGAGAAUUCAUUCAGGAGAGAAGCCUUACAAAUGUAGUGAGUGUGAGAAAUGCUUUAUCCAGAAAGCCAAUCUUAGAACUCAUCAGAGAAUUCAUACAGGAGAAAAACCUUACAAAUGUAGCGAAUGUGGAAAAUCCUUUACCGUUGGCUCAGAUCUUAGGAAGCAUCAGAAAUGUCAUACUGGAGAAAAACCUUACAAAUGCAACGAAUGUGACAAGUGUUUUAUCCGCAAAGCCCACCUGAGAAGACAUCAAAGAAUCCACACAGGAGAGAAACCUUUCAAAUGCAGUGAAUGUGACAAAUGCUUCAUCCAGAAAGCCAAUCUUAGAACACAUCAGAAAAUCCAUACAGGAGAGAAACCAUACAAAUGUAGUUACUGUGACAAAUGUUUCAUCCAGAAAGACCAUCUUAGAACACAUCAGAGGCUUCAUACAGGGGAGAAACCUUACAAAUGUAGUGAAUGUGACAAAUGUUUUGCUGGUGGCUCAGUUCUUAGAAAACAUCAGAAAAUUCAUACUGGAAGAAAUCUUACCAGUGCAGUGAAUUUGGCCAAUCCCUUAUCCAGGAAGCCCACCUUAGAACUCAUCAAAGAGUUGAUACAGGAGAGAAACCUUAUAAAUGCAAUGUAUAUAACAAACUCUUUACCUGUCUCUCAGGUCUAAGAAAACAUCAAGAAAUACAUACUGAAGACACAACUUUCUAUACUAAGUAAUAUGGCAUAUGCUUUAUCUAAACUCUGUCCUUAUGGACCACUACAGCAUCCACUCUAGGGAAUUAUUAUGUGCAUGAGAAAUGUGUGAAAGCCUUUGAGUAAUGUUCUAAUCUUAGGAAACAAAAUCUAGACUUAUUUCAGAAAAAUUCUGCAAAUGUGACUAAUGUAGGAAAUUUUUCAUUAAAAUGUUUUACUUUCUCACUGUCAAAUAAUUCAUAAUGAAUACAAAAUGUCAGGAAUCACUAUGCUUAAUUCCAUUGAAGAAACUUAUACCAGUCUUGCUGUUUAGAAUAAUUGAGCCAGUAAGAUACAAUACAUGUAGAUAUGCCUACAGGUGUGUAGUAUUCUCUGGGUGUCCAGUGUUCAUAAGCUGUAUUUUGUGCUGGUUUGGUAUUUCAUGAUUCAACUAAAGUAGGGCAGAUUGUUUGUCCUCACUGCUCCAGACUUACUAUUAUAGUAGUACAUAGUCCCACAGAAAGGGGCUCAACACCGACAGAAUGUUGAGGAUUAGGGAGCCCAAGAAAGAAGACAACUCUCCCUUGCAUUCAUGAAGGACAGUGAGUGGUCUGCAAUGGGACAAAUGAAAAUAUUAGUGCAAGCCUGUGUUAUUGAAGGACAUCAUCCAAACUGGGCUAUGCUUAUGCAUGAUCGUUAACUCAUGUAUAGACUCCACAAGUCAGUCAGUCUCCAAUAACCCUCAGUACAUUGCUGUCCAUGGGUAAGUACUGAACACAAUUGUACUAUCAUCACAUCCCAUUUUACCUUGAAAUUCCACUCUAUGAGCCUCAGUGAAUGAAUCAAAUUCCAUUUGUUAAAUUCUUUAUACAAUGCCAAUAUUGCAGACAUACCAGAAAAUUCAACAUGAAAUAAAACUCAAGAAAGUACUUUAAAAAGACAUAUAUUCAGCUUAAUUCCAUGUGUGAAUUCAUCUAUACAAAUAUCAAGAGACUACAAAACUUUAAAAAGAGAUGACCUAUAAGCAAGAAAAGAUGCACAUGCUCAUAUACUGCUCAGAAAUCCCCAAGGGUGUGCUGGGGGAGCAUUCUGAAGUACUGAAAAAGAUGGUGAAAUAUUUAGUCCAAUUAUAAAGUACUAUAUCAGAAUAUUGAUACUAAAAACAGCAAGACUCAAAAAGUUUAGACUUUAGACAAGGUAACAUGUUACAAUGAGCAAAAACCAUACCAUUGCCUAAGUUUUUUGUGGAUUUUAUUAAAAGCAGAUACUCCUAUUCAACUAAUAGAGAAGUAUUGUUUGAGAACAUUUGGUAUUCUCAGUUUUGGAGUUUGGUAAAACGUGAACGCAAGUGGUUAGUUCAAUCUUGAGUUUAUUCAUGCUCUUGUUGGCCAAAGACGAUGUGAUAAUUUGUACUAAUUACUGAUGUUUUAGGGAUGAUUAAUCUGAUGCAGGAUACAGUGAAAAUUUAAUCUUCUGGUCUGGCUUUAGCAGUCUGUAGAAUUCAACCAACUCAACAGACACUUGGGAUGCCAAUGUUGGGUGUUCCCUAUAUCAAGACGCCUCUGCUUAAUGACAUUAGAUUAUUUUCCUAUGUAAUUCAGCAAAGAUUUCCAGGGGUCAGUUCAUAAACGUGUACAAUGAAGAUAUCUGACCUUGUACCCCUCAUACAAUAUUAUUUUCUUUGUUCUGUACUCAUUAAUACAAAGUUCUGGUGUAAGAUAGCAGCAACACCUGGGAAGCUGGGUAGAACAGGUCUGACAGCUACAGAGCUGUGGAGAAGGUAGUUUGCACAGAGUGGGACAAAUUAGGUAUCAGUGGAGCUGGGACAAUCACCUGAUCUGAGGAGUGAUAGGGAAAUGAAGCCUAGAUUUUGUGGGUUUGGAAAUUUCGGAAGCAAUUUCAUUUGUGCAAGUGGAUAGGAGCCAUGUUACCUGAACCAGGGCACGAUGUUCCAGAAAACCCUGCACUCCCAGAGGGACCUCUAAUAACACAGGUGUCAUCUCCAUAUCUUGUAGGGACAGGAAAGCUCCCCUCAGCUGAAGGACACCUUGUGUGGCUUCUGUAGGAGUUACAGUCAGGAGUGCAGUGGGGGAGCCGGAAGCCCAGUGGAGGUGAAGGACUGGGAAACAGGCAUGGGUAACCUAACCAGGGGUUUAACUAGUUUUUCUGCUGCUGUGCAGGACACUGACUGUCAAAUUCUGUUGUGGAUAUCCGCCCUUGUCUGUAAUGUUUAGACCAUAUGAAUUGGAGUUACUGGGAUUCUUUUCAUGUAUAUUGUGGUUGCCAGUAUAGUCACAGAAGAAUAAUCUGUAAUCAGGGUUCUCAUGCUAUUGUGGCAAUUACAGAGCUCCUGGAAUUUAAAUUCACCCACAAUUUCUAACUUUGCCAUUCUACUAGUUACCUAUUCAAGAGAGUGAAAUUUGUUUUUGUGACUAGUAUUCCAAUGGCUGCUUAGAAAUUCUCCCAUGAUGCUGGGUGGUAGUUAUGCAUACCUUUAGUCCCAAGCAGUUGAGAAACAGAUGCAGGUGUAUCUGAGUUUGAGGCUAGCUUGGACUACAGAGCGAGUUUCAGGACAGCUAGGGCUGUUACACAGAGAAAGCCUAUCUUGGAAACAGAAAAAAAAAGGAGGGGGGAGGGAGGGAGGGAGGGAAAAAAAAAGGAAAUUAUUCCCUGGAGAAUCCAGUGCAGAUUAGAUAGAAUCUGAGAAUCUGAAAAUACAGAAAAUAUAUUUUACCAAGCCCUACACCAAUAGUUGAAAACAUUAACAUUUACUAAAAAUUAUUAAUAAUUGUUUAUUUGCCUUCUGUGAUGUAUGAAUUAGAAUAUCUAAAUGCAGCAUUCAGAUAUUGUCUUCUUUAAGAACUCAUGAUGCCUUCUUAAUGUUACACCUUAGAGUGUGGGAAAAUGCAGAUUGUCGAUGCUGUGAGUAAAUAUCAAGCCACAUAUUUUACAGUUGUAAAUAAAUUACAUAUUAGGACAAAUUUCAAAAGUAUCUUUUAAAUAAUUCUGAUCACCCAGUGUGAGAGAAAAAUAGACUCUAAUUGUCUUUUGGUCCAGUAAAAAAAGUCUUCCCAUGUGUACAUGGACAAAUUGACUUGGUAUUGUUUGACUUUUGCUUUAUUUCAUUCAAUCACUCUGUUGCCCUAUCCUGCUCAGAACUCACCAUGUGGACCAAGCCUGGUCUUACAUGAAAAUUACUUGUCUCUAUCCCCUUAAUGCGUGAAUUAAAGCAGUGUACCAACACAGACACUCCCUAUUUUAAGUUGAAGAUCCAAUGACAUUCUAUUUUAUGGGUUUGUACUUCUCUCAGGAGGAAUGACAAUGCCUAUAUCUUGCUCAACAAACUUUGUAGAGACUGGAUGCUGCAGAAUUGCAGCAGUCUAGUUCUUGUGGUGGAAAAUAACUUCCCUGUAGUCUCCCUUGCUCGGGGGAAAUGCUGCAAGUGUAAGGACUGUGUUUGAAUAGGUCUCGCAUCUCUCAGAGGAGAAAAGUUCAUUGCAUGAUACUUUAUUUCUUCAUGUGUGUUCUGUUGGCCGGCAUAAAGCCUCUUUGUUCCAUGAUAAAUUCAGUAACUCGCUAGUGUAAAAUACUGUCAUCUCAGUCACUCAGUCCCAUGUCAGUCCUUAAGUUUUGAUUGAUCUGUGAUUAAAGGUGGUGGAAUUCACAUUAUAUUAACUGAAAAUGGUCCCUAUGUAUUUUCUUUGUUCUGAACCAAUGGCAGUUGUGAAUCAUUUGCAGAAUCCUCUAUUUUGUUUUCUCUUUAUCUACAGAGUACAGUACUGUGUUUAAAUCCACGUGUUUUCAGAAAAAUCCCUUUUUCAUAGUCUAGGCUUACUGAUAAACCUGCAAACCUGUGGUAUAGAACCAAGAGACCUGGAAGGUAGAAAGAAAUGCAUGAUAUAUCUUAGAGGAAGCCGAAGAGAUGGCUCAGUAGGUUAUAGCAUGUGCUGCUUUUCAAGAGGACAUAGUUCAGUUCUGAGCACUUGCAUUGUGGCUGAAAAUCAGGUCUGGAUAUCUGAUACUUUCUUUCAACCUCAGCAGGCAUCAAGCACAAAAACAGAGGAUAUGAAUAUAGAUAGAUAAGUGGUGCAAGACAUCAAUACCCAUAAGCAAAAAUUUAAAAAUCUAAUAUUUUUAAAAAACAAAAUGUGCAAAUGGGAAAGGAAAUCGUGUUUGCCACAUUGUUUUGGUUUUCUAGAAAUUAUUGUGGAAUAUUCUACUGUAAGUAAUAUUCAAGAUUAUUUUCUUGUAUAUGCUGUUUGAUUUCUAUGUAAGAAUACUAAUAAAAUAUAAUUUAUUUUGUGUUUGUGAACAAUGACAUCCCUAUUGUAUUUCUAUCAUUUGUAUGUUUAUUUUCAAUUUUAUAAAUUUCAUUUCUCUGAUGUUAGCAAGUUAUAAAAUUAGGAAAAAUUCUUCCCUUUAAGCUUGUUUCCUGAUCUCCUAACUU
Molecule: messenger RNA, 8851 nt
Organism: Alexandromys fortis (reed vole)
Lineage: Eukaryota; Metazoa; Chordata; Mammalia; Rodentia; Cricetidae
Product: zinc finger protein 420-like
Exons: 4
Coding region: 2102-4399 (765 amino acids)
Biological process (GO): regulation of DNA-templated transcription
Cellular component (GO): nucleus
Source: RefSeq, a predicted model, not a curated record